CUAUUUUUGGAAAAAGAAAAGGAACUCCGGCAUUGAAAAGAAAGGAGGAAGAGGAUGCGGAUUUGAAUAUAGUUGCAGAACUGAGACGAAAGCGUAUGCCGCCAUCCUCCAACUUAAACCUUCACGUACAAGCAGUGCUUGAGAAAUGCAGCCAUCUCCAUCACCUCAAGCAGCUUCAAGCUCAUCUCAUCACCAUCGGCCAUGGCCACACCCAAUUCUACGCCUCCAAGCUCGUGCGCUUUUGCACCCUCUCUCUCUCCAACCUUGCCUAUGCUCGCUUCAUUUUCGACCACCUCCAAUCCCCCAAUGUGUUUCUCUACACAGCUAUGAUCACAGCCUACAAUUUGCAUUCGGAUCACACCUCUGCCUUUCUGUUGUAUAGCGAAAUGGUCCGGAAAGGCCGUUCCAAGCCCAACGAGUUCAUCUUUCCUUUAGCCCUCAAGUCCUGCCUGGAGGUGGUGAAGAACUUUGGAACUCCAAUGCUGCAUGCCCAGAUUGAGAAAACGGGUUUUGGGAAAUACCCGGUUGUGCAAACGGCGCUUUUGGAUUCCUACUCUAGGUUUUCGGCUGAUAUUAGGAUUGCUAGACAACUGUUCGACGAAAUGUCUGAGAGGAACGUGGUGUCCUGGACUGCUAUGGUCUCUGGGUUGGCUAGAGUUGGGAAGAUGGGAGAUGCCAUUUUAGUGUUUGAAGAAAUGCCUGAGGCACUGAGAGAUACUCCAUCGUGGAAUUCGGUUAUCUCAGGGUGCACACAGAAUGGCUUGUUUUCGGAAGCACUUUUGUUUUUUAGGAGGUUGGUUUUGGAGGAAAGGAUGGGGAAUGGGAAUGGGAAUAGACCCAACCAGACUUCUGUUGUCUGUGCACUUUCAGCAUGUGGACACUGUGGAAUGCUUCAACUUGGGAAGUGCAUUCAUGGGUAUAUGCUUAGGAUUGGACUUCGUUUGGAUUCGUUCACAUUGAAUGCUCUGAUUGAUAUGUAUGGAAAAUGUGGAAGUUUGAAAGAAGCAAGAAGGAUUUUCGACACAAGUGCAAAGAGAAGUUUGACAUGUUGGAACUCUAUAAUUAAUUCUUUUGCUCUUCAUGGCCAUUGGAAAGGCGCUAUAAGUGUGUUUGCAGAGAUGUUGCAGCAACAUGGCGAUGUAGUAAAGCCCGAUGGAGUGACAUUUGUUGGGUUACUAAAUGCUUGCACACACGGGGGAUUAGUCGAAGAAGGGCUUAGUUACUAUGAUUCAAUGACUAGGGAGUACAUGAUUGAGCCCGAGAUUCAUCAUUAUGGUUGCUUGAUCGAUCUUCUAGGUCGGGCUGGUAGAUUCAACGAAAUGAUGGAAGUUGUUAAGGGGAUGAGGGUUCCCCCGGAUGAAGUUGUGUGGGGUUCUUUACUUAACGCGUGUAAGAUUCAUGGGCGUACCGAUUUGGCCGAGUUUGCUCUAAAGAAGUUGAUUGAGAUGGAGCCUAACAAUGGUGGUUAUUAUGCAAUGUUGGCUAAUUUAUGUGGGGGGCUUGAGAAGUGGGAUGAUGCAUUGAGGUUAAGGAAGAGCAUAAAUGAGCAGAAUGCGUAUAAGCUGCCGGGUUGCAGUUGGAUUGAGAUUGACAAACAAGUUAGUCAGUUCUAUUCUGUUGAUAAAUCGCACCCUAAGACUGCACAAAUAUAUUCCAUUUUGGAAUCUUUAGUCAUCUCUACUAGCCUCCUAUAAUUUGCUUGCUAGCUUCCUUCCAACUAUCCAUAUACACUACAAGGCUUUAUUUUAUUUUCCAAAUCAAUUAAUUGAUU
This is a messenger RNA of Ipomoea nil (Japanese morning glory), 1771 nucleotides long. RefSeq names its product pentatricopeptide repeat-containing protein At1g33350. Gene Ontology annotation, biological process: RNA modification. NCBI's taxonomy places the organism in Eukaryota, Viridiplantae, Streptophyta, Magnoliopsida, Solanales, Convolvulaceae. The record is from RefSeq and is a predicted model, not a curated record. The coding region runs from base 96 to 1694 and encodes 532 amino acids. The transcript has a single exon. Gene Ontology annotation, molecular function: protein binding; RNA binding.